AUGAUUUUUCAUUUUUCAGCCGUUGUCCGACACGACGUCGGCAUUGCCGCACCAACAGGCGGUCAUUUGUCCGGUCAUGCCUGGCCCGGCCACAUUUCUGCUAUUCAUUCCAACGGUCAUCCAGGUUUACCGUUGGACCCUCCUGACGUGGAAGACAAACUGCGGUCCCAAAACCAUCCGCCUGACCGUUUUUUGCCCGUCAAAUUGACCGUCCGCGCACGCUUGAGUCAGGCGGGUCUCCCUUUGGACCUCUGCUGUGGAGUCGACCCCGGCGGGGUCAGAUCGAGACAAACCGACGCCAAAAAUGGGGUUGAAUUGCCGCCUGACGCGGCCCGUGGUGUACAAGGCCACCCGCAAAUGUUGAUUAGGUCGCGCGGGGUUGAUCCUCACCCCCGACGGGGGUCCAGCACCUGUAAAGAACACAUUUUUGGAGUCUACAAGGUGUGUAGAUUCCAAAUCUAA
Messenger RNA from Puccinia graminis f. sp. tritici CRL 75-36-700-3, 462 nucleotides. RefSeq lists its product as uncharacterized. The transcript has 2 exons. The record is from RefSeq and is a predicted model, not a curated record. Bases 1 to 462 code for a protein of 153 amino acids. NCBI's taxonomy places the organism in Eukaryota, Fungi, Basidiomycota, Pucciniomycetes, Pucciniales, Pucciniaceae.